AUGGAGGCUCCUCUUGAGAAUCGUCUCGGGCGUGCGCUGCGCCUAGAGGAGCAGCCCCCAUUGGCUGCGAAGCAACUGCAGGCCAAUUAUGGCAUCGGCUAUGCGAUGCUUGUGAACAUGGGCUAUUCCGGCGGUGGUCCAACACCGCUGUGUGGAGUCCGGCGCAUUUCUCGCGCCGGACUGCAAGAAGAUGAGGAGUUGGUCGUGGAUGCCACCAUGAAGCGGGGAGUCAAGCGGAGGAAGGAGCAGUGGGCCAAGCUAGACGGACAACAACAAGAUGAUGAAGAAGAGCUUCAGGAAGAGGACAGCUAUGAUGAGGAGCUGUGCGGCCUUGGAAAAGCAUUGGUCCGAGAGCUUCGAUCAACGCGUGACAAAAAGAUGAGCAUUCCGCAGCUUGCGAAAAAGCCACGGGUUCUCAGGGUUCUCGACCUUUGGCAAAUUGAAGCCGACUUCGAGCGAUUUCUGAAACAAUUCGUUCGGGACGAGCUCCAGUCAAUAUGUGAACUGGUGCGCUCGUCAGGGAUUGCGAUCAAGAAGAUCACGAACAAAACCUCGCGAUUUGCGCGUGCCUGCGAGGAGGCAUGGAUGGUGCACUUGAAGGUGCGCAAGGCAAAGCCUGCUGCAGAGUUGACCACGCAGCCUCCUUGCAGCGACACAAGCGGCACAAGUCCUUCGCAAGGUGCAGAUAGCCUCUACCCGGAUGACUGGGGAGUGGACAUUGGAGCAGGCCACGGCGCAUGCGUCACUGCUGACCUGUGUGCCACGUUCCAGCGAUGUUUCUUCAGGAACUUCUCCGGCUGGUGCUGGCGACUUGCUCCGGCCAAGCCUGGCUUUUUGAUCAUGGGCCAUGGGCCGGUCUUGAAUGGCGGUGUGCUUCGGCAACGUUGCAUCGAACAGCAAGCAGCCAUGAGUUUUCAACAAUCAAGCAUUCAUCCAGCACACGAGGCAAAGCCGGCGGCUAGUACUGACUUUCGAGAUGCAGACGGCUACGACUUCGUGGGCGACUGCUGCUCCUUGGCCAGGAUUCCUGUGGGCUCCGGGACUUCCUGCCUUUCACCUGCCCUCACUGCAGCCGCAAAUUCUGUCAAGACCAUGCCGCCCCGGCUAAGCAUGACUGUGUCCGCGCACCAAAGUGUGGUUGCUGCUGUUUGUCCGCAGUGCGGAGCCACCGUGAAGUGGGAGGAUGCGGUUUCAAGCGAACAGGAAGCCAUGGCCAAGCACCGCGAGGUGUGCAAGCCCGUGCUACAAGCAGACAAAGAGAUCUGCCCUGCUGAAGGCUGCAAGACGAAGCUGAACACCAUGAACUCCGUGGUUUGCUCCGAAUGCAAAACCAAGGUGUGCUUGAAGCACCGCUUCGAGGAUCAGCAUCCUUGUCGAGAGAGCAAGGGGCAAUGGCUUUCGCGUCUGUCUGCCUCGGAGCGCCCGCAGAUGAGUCUGCGGCAAAAUGGUGUACAAAACUGGGGUUCCGGUGCCAGUGGAAGAGCUGCGCCACUACAGCCGUCACCACAUACAGGCACGCUGAAUGGUGAGAUGCGCGUUGAUGGCUCGAUCUCAGCUCAGGCCUCCUCUUCUCGACUCGUCGAGCUGCGAAAUGCGCUUGGUAGCUCCGAGGAGGCCCGACUUUGUUUGACAACCUUGCGUAAGCUGCUAUCGAAUGUUGCAGCUGAUCCUCGCAAUCCGAAGUUCCGCAGUGUGAAGCGAGACAACAAGGCCAUCCAGCAAAAAAUUCUAGACGUGCCUGGCGGGGAGGAGCUGAUGAUCGCUGUCGGCUUUGAGAGCUCGGGCGAGACACUCAUGCUGCCUGAGACAGUAUCUACAAAGCGCAUCGAGGCAAUUCUGCAGCUAAUAUUGUCAUGA
This is a messenger RNA of Symbiodinium pilosum, 1857 nucleotides long. The record is from the annotation of a GenBank genome assembly. Lineage: Eukaryota; Dinophyceae; Suessiales; Symbiodiniaceae.